Molecule: messenger RNA, 1167 nt
Organism: Pararge aegeria (speckled wood butterfly)
Lineage: Eukaryota; Metazoa; Arthropoda; Insecta; Lepidoptera; Nymphalidae
Product: serine protease inhibitor 3/4-like
Exons: 9
Coding region: 1-1167 (388 amino acids)
Molecular function (GO): serine-type endopeptidase inhibitor activity
Source: RefSeq, a predicted model, not a curated record
AUGACUAUAAGUACCAGCGUAUCCCUCGCAGUUUUGGCGAGAGCAGAAGAAAAAGCACUUGAAAAUGUGUUCCACGAUGCAAGCAGCAAAUUUGCAUCAAAAAUGCUUUACGAAGUAGCUAAAAUAAACACAGAGAAAAGUUUUGCUAUAUCACCUUUUUCCGUCUUGACACCUCUCGCACUACUCAGCAUUGCAGCUAGAGAUACAACCCGUGAUGAACUAUGGGAGGCCAUUGGAACUAACGAUGACAAUUCUACAAAAGAAAUUUUUACUUUGGCAAACGACAGAGUUAAAUCUCUUAAAGGAGUGACUGUGAAGAUGGCUAGUAAACUAUACCUUGCACUGAACUAUGACGUAUAUACGGAUUUCGGUGUUGGUAGGUGGGAUUCAUUUGGAUCUGAACUUCAAAAUAUUGACUUCGACCAGAAUGUGAAGGCUGCGCAAGAAGUCAACGCUUGGGUAGAGAAACAAACCAAUAACCAUAUUAAAGAUAUUGUAAGUGCUGACGACGUAGAUUUGUAUACCAGAGCGCUAUUAGUUGACGUAUUUUACUUCAAGGGACAAUGGAAAGAUCAGUUUGAAAAGAGUCUCACAAGAGAGAAGGAUUUCCACGUUAACAAUAAAGAUACGAAAAAAGUUUCUAUGAUGUACAGAAGAGGGAAUUACAAGUUCACAGAAAGUUCCUUAUUGAAAUCGCAGGUCAUAGAAAUUCCCUACAAAGAUCGCGAAGCCUCCUUAGUAGUAGUUUUACCCCGUGACAUCGAAGGUAUAAAAGAUGUGCAGGAAAUACUUAAGGACCCAACAGUUUUACAGAAUACCCGCAAACAAAUGUACGACGCGGGAGUUGAGCUGUAUCUUCCCAAAUUUAAAAUUGAGACAACCACUGAUUUGAAAGAUGUUCUUCAAAAGAUGAAUGUCACAAAGAUAUUUAGCGCUCACCUCUGCAGAUUGGAUUAUCUUAUACGUGUCAGAGGUAAUAUGUACAUAGCCAAAGCAUUACAAAAAGCUUCAUUUGAAGUCGAUGAAGGGACAUCAGCAGCUGUCGACCAUUUGGACCUAUUAUCGAUUGUUGGUGGUAGGCCAUAUGUAUUCAUUGCAAAUCGUCCAUUUAUUUUCUACGUAUUAGAAGGAAACAACAUCAUAUUAAAUGGAGAAUACUAUGCUUAG